AAGUCAUGGCUGGCCUGGAGCCGCUGAGCGUCGCCACGUUCAACGCGCUGCUCAGCAAGUCGGAGGGGCGGGACAAGCUGGCGCGGCUCAUGCAGUACCUGGCGCGGACCAUCAUUGGAUGCGCGGGGAUGGCCACGAUCAAGAAGGGUACUUUCCUCUUCAAGCUCAACGAGCAGGCCACCAACAUUAUGAAGCAGUUGGCUGGCGCGCGGCGGACUCACAGGAUAUUGUGGUGCAAGGAGUUCCCAGUGAUCAAGAGCAUCGUCACGACGUUCCCCAGGCAGCUCUGCGCGCCCGUGGACUGGGACGCCGCCCUGGAGCGCGGGCUCGACCUCCUGCAGAAGUGUUCCCUGGAGCGACGUUCCUCAUGAUCGACCACGUCGGCUGGCUGAAGCAGGUGAAGGUGCUCGGCGGCGGCAAGCGGGCUGGCACUGGAACGAUUCAGCUUGGGCUGAAGUUCUUCUGCCUGUCCAACUUCAUCGGGGCGCUGUUCCAGCUGAAGAAGAUGAGAGACUCUGCCGCGAAGGCCAGGGAGAGCGGGGAGUCGGGCUCCUGCGAGCAGUCGAAGAAGUGCGCGCAGAACGCCUUCAAGCACGCCCUGCUCGUCCUCCAGACUGCGCACCUCUCCCGGCUGCGCGAGACCCACGACGCGCUUGUGGGAGCUGCCGGCGUGGUGACCAGCGCCAUGGACGUGAUGGCGCAGUGGCCAGAGAAGAAGGCCCCUGCAAAGCCCAUCGCCGACGCGAAGCUCAGCGCCGACGCCAAGACUGUCACCCAGCAGCCCCUGCACCUCGCGCGGCCCACGCACAUGACCGAGCAGGCGCCGGGGGCCGGCGGCGGGCACCAGCUGUGGCCUGGCGAGCCGCCGCAGCCCUACCCGCCGAACCUGCCCGACCUGCUCCGCGCGCCGCUCAACGGCAUGCACUUCCCCUUCUUCCGGAUGGACGAGUGCGACGAGGAGGCAGCCGACGGCGGCCAGCGCGGGAGCACCCUGCCGGAGCUCUUCCUCCCGCAGGGGACGAACUUCGGCCUCGGCGGCCGCCACACGCCGAGCAUGCCAGCCUGGGAGAGGGGGCCGCGCAGCUCGUCGUUGCCUUCUGAGGCACCGCGGAGUGCGUCAGCGCCUUCUGCCUCAGGCCCGCGGCGGCAGGACGGCUCGUGGCACGAGCAGCGCCCGUCGGGCGCCACCGGACAGGGCCCGGAGCUCUACAAAGGCACCGAUGGGAGCGGGGAGCUCUUCAGGGGCAGCGUCGACGAGGGUCCGGCAGGUAAAGGGCAGGAAGGGAUCGGGGGCGGCGAAGAGGGGGGUGAUGACUGGGAUUCCAUGAUGUUUCCACAGAUUCCACAGAUCGUGACUAGGCGCGGGCCGCGCCUCGGGCGGGACUCGGGCAGCUUACUUAUGCAGCGUUCGGCGGCCCAGCGUGCUGCGGGACGGCAGUGGGCUAAGUGGUCCGCCGACAACGCCGUGCGGCGGCUGACGGGCGAGUUGGGGAGGACUCGGGCCCGUCUGGAGGCCGCGGAGCAGGCCUUGGGCGCUGUCAUCGGGGAUGACGAGGUGGCCCAUAGGCUGCAGGCGAUGCUCCCCGCGCUGCAGGCCACGCUGGGAGGGUGGACCCCAUCCUGGCUCGAGCGCCUGCGCCGCAACGUCGCCCUCCAUGCCGAGGCGCAGGGCAUGGACAUCGUGGCGGCCAGCGCGGCGGAGCUACGUUCUGCGCAGCGGGGACCCCGGCUGGAGCGGCGCGCGGCGGCCGAUGGCGCGCUGAGGGCGGAUGCGCCUCCCUUCGUCCCCCUCGGCCCCAUCGGCGCUGGCGCGCCCGGCGGCGGCGUGCCCCACACGCCGCACGACGCCAACCAGCUGCUGGCGGACCUCAUCGCCUACGCCGCCCCCAUGCAGGAGGCGCUUCUCGGCGAGGGUUGCCAGCACGCGCAGACCGACGGCAUCGACACGGAGCUGGAGGCCGCCGACGGCGGGAGCGGCGGGCCGCAGCUCGGUGGCCCCCAGGGCGCUGCGGCCGCCCGCGCCCGCGACCUAGCCGAGCUCCACGACGCCUUCGUGGAGGAGGUCUUCGUGUCGGCGAACGAGGCCUUCGGCGUCCAGGACGACCUGAACCAGCUGAUGGCUGAUCUGGCGGCGGAGCUCGGCGGCGAGGCCGACUCCAGGUACGCCGCCGCGGCGGAGCCCGGCCCUGGGACAGGUGGAUUCAGCCCACCGAAGUCGCAGUCCCAGGGUCGCGGCGAGUUCGAGAAGCCGCACGACGCGGAGGUGAACGCUGCUGGCAUCGCGGAGCUCGACGCGCUGUAUGCCGCUGCUGGGGGCACGGCGCUGGUGCACGGCAGCGGCGCGCGGGCCCGCGGCGGGUUCGCCCAGGAGGCCGCCCUGGGCGGCGGCACUGCAGGCACCUCGGAGCCCAUCGGGCUGUCCGAGGCUGCUGGUGGCGAGGUGCUGCUGCAGACGUCCGAGGGCACGAACAGCAGUGCGGUUGCUGCAGAGGCCGUGGCCGAGCAGGACGCCUGCGCGGACCUCUCGGCGGGUGACCUGCGGGAGCGCCACUCGGAGCCGAGCCCGACCGCGCCCGAGAAGGCCUCGGGCCAAUGGCGGUCGGCAUCGGACGAGCUCCGAGGCGCGACGUCAGCCCUCCUAAUGGACCUGGAGGCGCAGCUGGCGGCCGUGUGGGAGUGGGCCGAUCCCCGCCGCCCCGCGGGCGCGGGCGCGCCCGAGUCGGAGUACGCGAGGGCGGCUCGCGCAGCGGCGCCGGAGCCGUGGCAGCAGGGGCCCCCCGACGAGCCCGCGCGCCCCCCGAACGGGGACCGGCACGGACAGCCCAGGCGCCGGGCGCCCCGGCACCGCGACCAGCGGGAGUACGCCGGAGGGCCCACGGAGGUGGAGGUCCACGACGACCAGGGCGUGCAGGCCUGCUGCCAGCUCUUCCCGGGCACGGGCGGCCAGGGCCAGGCCGUCAAGGGCGCCAGCUCCUGCCUGAUGCAGUAG
Messenger RNA from Prorocentrum cordatum, 2989 nucleotides. Lineage: Eukaryota; Dinophyceae; Prorocentrales; Prorocentraceae. The record is from the annotation of a GenBank genome assembly.